Molecule: messenger RNA, 1006 nt
Organism: Oncorhynchus keta (chum salmon)
Lineage: Eukaryota; Metazoa; Chordata; Actinopteri; Salmoniformes; Salmonidae
Exons: 7
Coding region: 125-931 (268 amino acids)
Source: RefSeq, a predicted model, not a curated record
CGGAGUUCUGAGGCAGGUGCAGGCGGUCUCCUUUUACAGUAACACUAUACAGCGAGUGUACAAAACAUUAAGAACACCUUCCUAGUAUUGAGUUGCCCUCAGAACAGCCUCAAUUCGUCGGGUCAUGGACUCUACAAGGUGUCGAAAGCGUUCCACGGGGAUGCUGGUCCAUGUUGACUCUACAAGGUGUCUAAAGCGUUCCACAGGGAUGCUGGUCCAUGUUGACUCUACAAGGUGUAGAAAGCGUUCCACAGGGAUGCUGGCCCAUGUUGACUCUACAAGGUGUCGAAAGCGUUCCACAGGGAUGCUGGCCCAUGUUGACUCUACAAGGUGUCUAAAGCGUUCCACAGGGAUGCUGGUCCAUGUUGACUCUACAAGGUGUAGAAAGCGUUCCACAGGGAUGCUGGCCCAUGUUGACUCUACAAGGUGUAGAAAGCGUUCCACAGGGAUGCUGGCCCAUGUUGACUCUACAAGGUGUAGAAAGCGUUCCACAGGGAUGCUGGCCCAUGUUGACUCUACAAGGUGUCUAAAGCGUUCCACAGGGAUGCUGGUCCAUGUUGACUCUACAAGGUGUAGAAAGCGUUCCACAGGGAUGCUGGUCCAUGUUGACUCUACAAGGUGUAGAAAGCGUUCCACAGGGAUGCUGGUCCAUGUUGACUCUACAAGGUGUAGAAAGCGUUCCACAGGGAUGCUGGCCCAUGUUGACUCUACAAGGUGUAGAAAGCGUUCCACAGGGAUGCUGGUCCAUGUUGACUCUACAAGGUGUAGAAAGCGUUCCACAGGGAUGCUGGUCCAUGUUGACUCUACAAGGUGUAGAAAGCGUUCCACAGGGAUGCUGGCCCAUGUUGACUCUACAAGGUGUCGAAAGCGUUCCACGGGGAUGCUGGCCCAUGUUGACUCUCAUCCAUGCCUCAAGUGUCUCAAGGCUUAAAAUGUUUACUUUAACCCGUCUCCUCCCCUUCAUCUACAUGUCUCCUCCCAUUCAUCUACAUGUCUCCUCCCCUUC